AUGGCGGCCGCCGGCGGCUACACGGACCUACGUGAGAAGCUCAAGUCCAUGACGGCCCGGGACAACUACAAAGCAGGCAGCCGGGAGGCGGCGGCCGCCGCUGCCGCUGCUGUAGCUGCCGCCGCUGCCGCCGCUGCAGCUGCCGAGCCCUACCCGGGGUCUGGGGCCAAGCGCAAGUUCCAGGAAGACUCGGACCCGGAGCGCAGCGACUACGAGGAGCAGCAGCUGCAGCGGGAGGAAGAGGCGCGUAAAGUGAAGAGCGGCAUCCGCCAGAUGCGCCUUUUCAGUCAGGACGAAUGCACCAAGAUCGAAGCCCGCAUCGACGAAGUGGUGUCCCGCGCCGAAAAGGGGUUGUAUAACGAACAUACGGUGGACCGGGCCCCGCUGCGCAACAAGUACUUCUUCGGUGAGGGCUACACGUACGGCGCCCAGCUGCAGAAGCGUGGGCCCGGCCAGGAGCGCCUCUACCCCCCGGGAGACGUAGACGAGAUCCCCGAGUGGGUGCACCAGCUGGUGAUACAGAAGCUGGUGGAGCACCGCGUCAUCCCUGAGGGCUUCGUCAACAGCGCCGUCAUCAACGACUACCAGCCCGGUGGCUGCAUCGUGUCGCACGUGGAUCCCAUCCACAUCUUCGAGCGCCCUAUCGUGUCCGUAUCCUUCUUUAGCGACUCAGCCCUCUGCUUCGGCUGCAAGUUCCAGUUCAAGCCUAUCCGAGUGUCCGAACCAGUGCUUUCCCUGCCAGUGCGCAGGGGGAGCGUGACUGUGCUCAGUGGAUAUGCUGCUGAUGAAAUCACUCACUGCAUACGGCCUCAGGACAUCAAGGAGCGUCGAGCAGUCAUCAUCCUCAGGAAGACGAGGUUAGAUGCACCCCGGUUGGAAACAAAGUCCCUGAGCAGCUCAGUGUUGCCACCCAGCUAUGCCUCUGAUCGCCUGCUGGGAAACAACAGGGACCCUGCUCUGAAACCCAAACGGUCCCACCGCAAGGCAGACCCUGAUGCUGCCCACAGGCCCCGGAUCCUGGAGAUGGACAAGGAAGAAAACCGGCGUUCGGUGCUGCUGCCCACACACCGGCGGAGGGGGAGCUUUAGCUCAGAGAACUACUGGCGCAAGUCCUACGAGUCCACAGAGGACUGCUCAGAGGCGGCUAGCAGCCCUGCUCGGAAGGUGAAGAUGAGGAGGCACUGA
Molecule: messenger RNA, 1185 nt
Organism: Orycteropus afer afer
Lineage: Eukaryota; Metazoa; Chordata; Mammalia; Tubulidentata; Orycteropodidae
Gene: ALKBH5
Product: alkB homolog 5, RNA demethylase
Exons: 4
Coding region: 1-1185 (394 amino acids)
Biological process (GO): mRNA processing; mRNA export from nucleus
Cellular component (GO): nucleus
Molecular function (GO): oxidative RNA demethylase activity
Source: RefSeq, a predicted model, not a curated record